Hyalella azteca is the source of this 823-nucleotide messenger RNA. RefSeq names its product serine protease 33-like. Gene Ontology annotation, biological process: proteolysis. Gene Ontology annotation, molecular function: serine-type endopeptidase activity. The record is from RefSeq and is a predicted model, not a curated record. The transcript is spliced from 5 exons. The coding region runs from base 7 to 702 and encodes 231 amino acids. NCBI's taxonomy places the organism in Eukaryota, Metazoa, Arthropoda, Malacostraca, Amphipoda, Hyalellidae.
CCGUUCAUGGCAGGCUUGGGGCAGGCGAGCGGCCAAGUUGCUGCGAGCUUCAAGAGCAGCUGCACGGCCGUCCUGCUCACUGAGCAGUUCCUGCUCACCGACGCUCGAUGUCUGCAGAACAAUCAAGUAAACUACGCGGUUGUCGGGUACAACGCUGGUCCAGCAGCGGCAGUGUACGUGCCAAUUGAGGCUCAGCUGACACCUCCUUACUAUGUCAGAGGGAGCGACCACAACUCAGUGGCUCUCGUCAAGCUCGCGACUAACGUCAGCUUCAGCUCGAACGUUCAGCCAGUGUGCGUGCAACAUCCACUUUCGCACGACAACUCGUCGAGCCUGACGGCCCUAAGCGCCGGCUACAGCAUCGAUGAUGCUGGACAGCUGCAGUUCGGGACCGGCCUGGAGGUUGUGGGGCGGCAGAUCAACCAAGUUUGUUCCGACUCGCGUUUUGUGAACUUCAACGUCCCGCCUGAGAAGUACACUUGUGCCUCCAACAUACUGGCAUGCGAAUUCCUGGCUAACCCCCCCGUGCUGUUGGAGGAGGAGAUCAACGGGGGGACGUACCUGGUGGUGGGGGUGGGGGGUGACAACAGUAACUUCUGCAAGGGUGACGCGAUGGCCUUCGUGCGCGUGGGUGAACACUUGGCCUGGAUCAAGAGCAUCGCCUUCCCCCAGGGCGACCCUGUACUCACGGCCUUCGGAUGAGCCCUUGAACUUCCAUGCUAAUAUUAAGGGCAGCGACUUGGUCAAAAACCGAAAAUUUCGACUUUUCCGUUUAUUAGGCUCAUUUUAAAGGUCCAGAAAACGAAAAUUUUGACUUUUCCGU